AGAUCUUUCCCAAAACGGACGCAGUUCGAUCGGCAAUCCACCCAAAAUCGCAGUUCGAAAAUUGAAAGAGCGGCGAUUCUGGCGAAAGGACAGAUUCAGCUUCCUGAUCGUCUUCCGAAAUGGGUUUCCUCGAAGAUUUCCGAGCUAGUGUUGAAUCCGUACCAGCUAUGCUUCAACGCAAUUAUGCUCUAAUGCGAGAUCUAGACAAAAGCUUAUUAGGAGUUCGUCAGCAAAAUGAGCAGCGCUGUGAGCAAGAAAUAAAUGAUAUUAAACGGAGAAUAGAAUCUGGUAACAUUCAACCUGAUGCAUCAUUAUUCAAAUUUUCAGAUGAGGCCCUUGACGAGCAGAAGCAUUGCAUUAGAAUUGCUGAUGAAAAGGUGGCUUUGGCCACUCAAGCAUAUGAUAUGGUGGAUGCUCACAUCCAACAACUUGAUCAAUAUUUGAGAAAGAUUGAAGAAAUUCGGCGAGAACGAGAACUUGCAGCAGCAGCUGCUGCUGCAGGUGCCUCAAAUGCUGAGGGUAACACAAGAUCUGGAAGGGGUGAAGGUGGCCGAGGGGGUCGUAAAAAGUAUUCCAUAUCAUGGUUAGCAGCUGAACAACCAGCGAUUGAGUUGGAGCUGCCUGUGGAUCCGAACGAGCCCAGAUACUGUGUCUGCCACCAAGUUAGCUACGGCAACAUGGUUGCUUGUGACAACCCCAGUUGCCAGAUAGAAUGGUUUCAUUUUGAGUGUGUUGGGCUCAAAGAGCAUCCCAAGGGCAAAUGGUACUGUCCCAACUGUGUUGGACUGCAAAAGCGCCGCAAAGGCAAGUGAACGGUUAGUUUUGCCACUUCAAAACAUCUCGAGGUCAUGGAUGGGUUAACUUAUAUAGAAAUCAAUUGGCUUUUCGUAACCUCCACCUUUUGUACAGGGCCCAACUAGCCAUUUCAAAGACAACUUUAUGGUUUAUGUUUCAAUUUGUGAAUUUACUAUCUUUUAGUUAGAAGAUAACUUUAAACUUUUGAUUUGGACCCAUUUUUUUGUUUUCUUUACAAUCUUUGUAAGUUAUAGGAUAUAGUUUGGAAGAAGAGUAUGUCGUCAGUUGUGACCCAGCUCUUUAUGUUGUCUUUGAGAGCAAUAAAACAACUUCAACUUAA
Zingiber officinale is the source of this 1135-nucleotide messenger RNA. RefSeq names its product PHD finger protein ING1-like. The record is from RefSeq and is a predicted model, not a curated record. Gene Ontology annotation, cellular component: nucleus. Bases 120 to 812 code for a protein of 230 amino acids. NCBI's taxonomy places the organism in Eukaryota, Viridiplantae, Streptophyta, Magnoliopsida, Zingiberales, Zingiberaceae. The transcript is spliced from 7 exons.